AUGCACCAAACCAGAUAAAAGAGGUAAAUGAAUGUAAAAUAGCAAAUAGAGUACAUUAAGAUUGCAACAUCAUGUGCUAUUGGUUUUGCUGUAAUGGGAGCUGUGGGAUACUUUAUAAAGUUGGUUUUCAUUCCAAUAAAUAAUAUAAUAUUAAGUGCCAAUUGAUUUUGUUACAUUUACAUUUUAUGAUAAAUAUUAGUAUAUUAGUAAUGUAAUUAUUCAUUAAUCAAUUAAAAUAAGCUAAUAUUGAGUAAUUAGUUAGCAAACACACUUUAAAAGAUAUUCCAGUAUAAUUGAAAGCUAUUCGAUUAAGUUAUGAGAUUGAAAACAAAUCAAAUGCAUUAUUAGAGAUAUAUAAAUGUAGGAAUAGAAAUGAUGAUGUAAUAAGAUAGGCAAUUUAGAUAGUGAAUCAAAGUUAAUUUGAUAACGAGGAGAUUGUUAAAAAUAUAAGGAUAGAAUAAUUUUAGUAUAGAUAGAAACUGAAGUAGAUUUAAUAGAAGUAUUUUUUGAAGAUGGGAUUAUUGAUAUAUGGAUUAUUAUUUGGUUUACAUUUGGGUGUUUAAGGUUGGUAUUAUUUAGAAUACGAUUUGUGGUUAUCAAAUCCUGGAAUUUCAGAGUAUCAUACAAAUAGAUUUCGUUGA
Paramecium sonneborni is the source of this 641-nucleotide messenger RNA. The record is from the annotation of a GenBank genome assembly. Lineage: Eukaryota; Ciliophora; Oligohymenophorea; Peniculida; Parameciidae.